This is a messenger RNA of Apis mellifera (honey bee), 4519 nucleotides long. RefSeq names its product vitamin K-dependent gamma-carboxylase. Gene Ontology annotation, molecular function: vitamin binding; gamma-glutamyl carboxylase activity. The record is from RefSeq and is a predicted model, not a curated record. Gene Ontology annotation, biological process: peptidyl-glutamic acid carboxylation. The transcript has 10 exons. Bases 1789 to 3984 code for a protein of 731 amino acids. NCBI's taxonomy places the organism in Eukaryota, Metazoa, Arthropoda, Insecta, Hymenoptera, Apidae.
GGAUAGGAAGUAUAAUAAAGCUGGUGUAAAAAUGUAACCACGUUUGAUUUUAGAAAAAGUAUCGCGAUUAUUCAAGGAACGAGAGUCCAUUACGAGAUGGCAGUUUUAGAGGCUUGAACCUUGAAGAGGCAGCACUAAUCAAAAGUGGUCCACGGAGACAGAUUGAGGGGCGUGCUGAAAUAAAUCAGCCCUUUGUUUUACGGCUUUAAAACGGCCGUUGGGGAUUUCGAACGCCAAGUUAUAUACGUCCAUUCAUUAGAAACACCCCAGCUGCGAGAUCGAAAAGACUUGGUCGGCCAUUCAAAAACUGCGUAAUCGUUGUUCUCUAAUACGAAUUAUACCGUUAUAUCAUUCCUCCUCUACAGCCUUUAACUGCUAUAUUUUAUUCGAAACUAUUUAUUCGAAAAAUUACAUUAAUUUCCAAGAGAUAAUAUACUCGAAUACGGAGAACAAUUUUGAUUGUUCAAAAUUUGAAAAAAAAAAUACAUUUGAAGGAACGAUUCAUCGGAUAACAAGUCAGAAGAAGCAAAUUUAAUAUCUCGUGAAUAUGUAUAUUAGAUUAUGUAUAUUAGAUAUAUUAAAUACAAUAAGAGGAAAAGUUGAUGAAAUGGAAGUUGUGUUCAUCGAUUUGAUGAAAGGAAAGGGUUAAACGAUGCAUUGUAGCGGAAGUGAUGAGAAUUAAUGAUUUUGGAGAUUUAUCCUGCAUCCCACAGGACCUUGUUGAUGAAAGGCAAGGAUCCUUCGUGUAAUGACCUGUCUGUGAAGAAUAUUUAAUUUCCUCGCACCCUUCUUGUAUCGAUGACUAAGACUAUUAUUCACAAGUUACGAUAAUUUUAAAAGUAUUGUACUUUAUAUUCGACUAGAUGCAAAGAAUAAUGAGAUUGAUCAAGGUAUGCUAUUGGAUAUAUUUAUAUUUAUCGCAAUGACAAUAAAAAAACAAAUGUUAAAAGUGGAAAGUACACUAUUGUUUCUAAUAAUCGGUAAUAAAUCAAAAAUAUUUAUAAAUUUUCCAGACAUUGUUAUAUAAUUAUACAGGCAAUGGCGGAGAUAAGCAGGCGUCGAUAAUUUAUUUUUAAACAGAAUCGCGCAACGUACAACAACGGUUAACGUUUCAAUUGUAAAAUAUUUGUUGUAAAAAUUAAUAUCCCUCGAAAUUUUCCACAAGUUUUAUAUCGAAAAUGUAAAAUUCUAUCCUUAAAUCUCAAAAUAUAUAAAUAAUAACAAAUAUUUUUAUUUCUUCCAACGAUGCAUAGGAUUUCAAAUAUAUCCUAACGUCAUUUUAAAAUUUUUUAUUCAUCUACUCUGAGUGAGUCAAGUUAAGAAAUACGUAAAAAACAUAAAAUCGAACGAAAAGGAAAAAAGAAAUCUUACGUCUUCAACAUAUGAUAAACGAUACGUGUCCAAAUAAUAAUAAUAUUUGGCCGUGGUGCAGUUUAUCUCAAUUUUCUAUUUUCAAAUUUUCCUCCUGGCCUGUAAAAUACCGCCACGAAGACAUUAUAUUUUUUGAAUAUCGACCGAUAAACGACGUACAUCGAUGAACCUGAGCGUGCAAGAAUACACGAUAAUAUAUUAUUAUUGCGCGGGCGCGGGUCAAUAAUCGAGCACGUUGCCUGGCGACGGUGCUCCUGCUCUCUCUCAGCCUCCGGAAUUUCUUCUUCUGCGGACUAGUCCUGCAACCGCGACUCGCAGAAGUCCAGCAACCUUCGAUACAUCGGCAUCGGACCGGUUUCAUACUCUCGCUCACGAAUACACGCCGUUAAACACUUGCGGUUGGACGAUUCGCUAGUUAUGUGGAGGAAAAGUAGACAGUUGGCAAAUGCUCGAGUUUGCCCAUCAGAAGAAAGUGAUAAAGAGGAUGAAGGAAGGUAUCGAGCUGUAUUACGUGAGGUCGGGAAUAGAUUCGAGGAGCUGUGCGGAUUUAAAUUGGCCGAUCUCUCGUCUUUCGAGAGAUUCGUUGCGCUCUUGUAUCGACCCGCUGAUCCAGCUAGCUUAGGAGUCGUUCGAGCACUCUUUGGAUUGUGCAUGGUGUUGGACGUGGUGGAGGAACGAGGAUUGGGCGACGUCGAUAUAAAGUGGGGAGAUCCUAUGGAGUGUCACUUCCCUUUGAUUCACGGGAUGAAACCGUUGCCGUUGCCAUGGAUGAUAACAAUUUACGCGAUAAUGUGGAUAGGCGCUUUCGGAAUCAUGCUCGGCUCGAGGUUCAAAAUAGCUUGCGCCUGUUUCCUGAUUCCUUAUUGGUACAUCUUCCUGUUGGACAAGAGCUAUUGGAACAAUCAUACGUACCUAUAUGGUAUCAUUGUGAUCCUCUUGUGGGGCACGGGGGCUGACAAAUACUUCGCGUUGGAUGCCACUGAAACGAAAAGAAGUGACAAUACCGUACCGUUGUGGAACUACUUCAUUUUGAAGUUCCAAUUUUUCGCGCUGUACUUUUUAGCUGGACUGAAGAAAUCCGGUGUGGAAUGGUUAUCUGGAUACGCCAUGGCAAAUUUGUCAAGGCAUUGGGUCUUCACCCCGUUUAGAUUAUUCUUGACCACCGAGCAAACUGAUUUUUUCAUAGUUCACUGGUUUGGAUUUAUCUUUGACCUUACCGUUGGAUUUUGGAUGCUGUUCGAUAAAACUCGUAUCCCUGCAAUGGUAUUUUGUACCGCUUUCCACUUAAUGAACUCUAGGUUAUUUAGCAUUGGAAUGUUUCCAUACGUGUGCCUUGCGACAAUGCCGCUCUUUUGCAAACCGAAUUGGCCCCGAAGCCUCGGCUCUUUCCUCAAACGUAACUCUUACUUUUCAUUUUCUGCGAAAAUUCAGGAUAUAAAGAUCUGUGAUAAAGGCACGAUAGAUCUGCCGAAAGAUUGGCACGAUAAUCUAAAUGGAAACGGGCCAUCGAUGAUCGAUAAUGGAAAUCGAGAAGGUACAGAUUCGAUAAACUCUACAAUUAAUUGUAAAAAACACACGAAGAGAAUGAAUCGAGGAAAAUCGGCAAAAGUGACGAGGAAGCAAAAGUUCGUAGUUUCUCUGUUACUAUUCCAUGUAUUCUUGCAGUUUUUCUUACCAUACUCUCAUUUUAUCACGAAGGGUUACAACAAUUGGGUACCGGGAAUGUACGGAUACUCUUGGGAUAUGAUGGUCCACGUUUGGGACACUGUACUCGUAGUGGUUAAAGUUCACGACAACGCGAGUAACGAGGAUCGUUAUUUGGAUCCCACAGCUUGGGUACAGAGUAAUAGGUGGGAGAAACACGGUGACAUGCUCGUGCAAUACGCCUCUUGUUUGAAAGAAAACUUGAUUAAGCAGGAGAGGCAAUUUUUCGAGAAUAACUUCCAACGCGAUAAAAGGCCAAAAUGGUCGCGAUUGUCGACGAAUUUGAGUAUCUAUAUCGACGUGUGGUGCUCGUUAAACGGAAGAUUCCAACAGAGAAUGUUUAAUCCAAAUGUUGAUAUGUUAACGGUAGAUUGGCAUCCUUUUAAGCCCAUCUCGUUUUUAAUGCCACUACUUUCCCAGUAUAAUUCCUACAGAUACAAGCUGGAAGAAAUUCAGCAACAAAUUUACACUUGGUCCAACGACACGGACGUCCUCUUCGUUGCCGAUUUUCCAGGCAUGCAUCUGGAUAAUUACAUCACCAAAAACUUCACCAACGUCACGUUGACGGUACUCGAAGGUGAAGUGACGUACAGCGACGAGAGACGGGAACACGACAUCAUGGUAGCGAAGGGAUCAUCGAUUCCGAUUGAAACGGGACAAUUUCACAAAGUGAAAACUGUUAGCGCUUAUCCAGCUUGCUACAUGUACACCUGUACAAAUCGGAACAAACAGCAAUCAGGAAUUAAUGGAACAACAGUGAUUGAAGAAUCGAAAGAAGCUCUACCAAUCGCAAAGGAAAUAAAUUAUAAAAUCGACGCUUGGAUAAGAGCGUUCCAUCACAUUGCGAAUGCAUUUUUCUACUUGGUGUACGACGUGCCCAUGGUUCGAAGGGUACAAAUAAGCAAUUAAUCUGAUUUCCUUUUAUUAUUAUAUAAAGCAAAGCGAUUUCCGUUUCCUCGAAUGAAUAAUUAUUUAGUAGUAAGUAGGAAAUAGGAGAGCGUGAAAAAAUUUAUUUUUUUACCUGUCGAGGGUAAAAUUGUGAUAACGAUUCUCAGCGAAUAGCGUUAUGAUUAGCUCCACGCAUAGUUAAUUGCUACAAAGAAUUAAAUACGUUGGAAGAUAAUUUAUUAUAAUUUUAUCAGUUAUCUCGCGUCGAAAAAUAUGACAAGUGGGAAGAAAAAAGUGUUCGAGAGUGCGUGAUGAUAACGAUGUGUAACAUUGUGCAGUCUAUUAUUAAUUGUUUAAUAAAAAAGAUAAAGUCGAAGACGAUCGUAAUCAUAAGUACCGUCGAUUCAUCUAAGCCUAUUUGGAAUCGCAUCUCGUAACAAUGAAAUUCUAAACUUUUCUCACUUAACGUGAUUGGAGAACGGUGACGCGAAAUUAAUCUCAAGGAUAUCGAAUCAUAGAUACAUGCUAUCGAUUGUAUUAUUUAUAGAUAAAUAAU